Molecule: messenger RNA, 300 nt
Organism: Racocetra persica
Lineage: Eukaryota; Fungi; Glomeromycota; Glomeromycetes; Diversisporales; Gigasporaceae
Source: the annotation of a GenBank genome assembly
AUGGCUGAAAUAUCCAAUGAUAAAAAAGAAAACGAGCGUUCAAGUCCUUCCCAGGAUACGAUAAUUAAAAUGUGGGUUCUCCUUGAGGGUCACCCAAGUCCUCGUAAAUUGAAAGCUGACUUAUUACAAGUUUCUGACUUGGAAGAUUUUAAGGAUGUUCUCAAAGAAAAGAUUCAAGUGUUAAAAAAUAUCGAACCGGAUGAUAUUGUGUUCUUAAACCAUGACGAUCGCAAUACACUUAUUCCACUAGGCACUCCCCUUAAACCUCUGGCAAACAAUACAACGGAUAUAAAGCCACUC